Molecule: messenger RNA, 354 nt
Organism: Rasamsonia emersonii CBS 393.64
Lineage: Eukaryota; Fungi; Ascomycota; Eurotiomycetes; Eurotiales; Trichocomaceae
Exons: 2
Coding region: 1-354 (117 amino acids)
Molecular function (GO): racemase and epimerase activity, acting on carbohydrates and derivatives
Source: RefSeq, a predicted model, not a curated record
AUGGGCCCCGUCCGACGCAUCGCCCAGAUCGUCCAUCUCAAACCCUCUACCGUCGAGGAGUACAAGGAAUGCCACGCCAACGUGUGGCCUGAAGUCCUGCAGCAGAUCCGCGAGUGCAAUAUCCGGGACUACUCCAUCUUCUUCGACAGCGACCGCUCCAUCCUCUUCGCCACUUUUAAAUACGUCGGCGACGACUUCGAGGCCGACAUGCGCCGGAUGAAGGAGAAUCCAAAGGUGCAGGAGUGGUGGGACAUGACGGAUGCGAUGCAGGAGAGUUUUGUCCCCGGCGCGAUUAGUAGUAAGGAGGGUCCUGGGUGGUGGAAGGAGUUGGAGGAGGUUUUUUAUACUGAAUAA